AUGUUCCUGCAUGCUGGUGCUAGCCUUCACGGCCACGAGUACUCGACAAAUCGACCAACACAGGCGCCUCAAGGAGCGUUGCCUUUCCUCCGAUCCGCGCUUCGACGCCAGUCGGAUGCUGAUAAAACAACAAGGCCGUUAUCAGCAGUUGUUACUUCCUCACCACAACCCCGACCAAUGUCAUAUCAUGAGAAGCUCCCGUCUGUGACUACAGUGACACCGGUGCGCCGGACUUCUCGCCCCAGACCCAAGUCUGAGUACAUACCUCGGCGAGAUCUCUCUGUUCGCUUUCGUGAACCGGAGACUGAUGACGACCUGCCACCUUCAGAAGUGCAGAGUGAAGAUGAAGGCUCUGCUGCCUGCUCGGAUAUAAGUGACCUCAGUGAUUCCUCCACAGCACCUCGAAGAAGGAGGAAGCGCACCUUCAGAAAAUCUACACAAUUUCUUCUUGCACACCCAGCACCUCGACCAGGAGCCAGACAACGCCGCUUGGUUCAUCUCCGCCCACGACUGCUCCUUCAAUUACAAGAAGUCGGCGAGAAGCGCCCAAUACCCGCAUUUGAUGUAGUGCCAUCCAGCCUCAUCACAGGUUCUCAGAUUGUUCCUCGUAUGGCUAAGCGCUGCCCCCACCUGUUCCGCACAAAGCCAGUCCUGGGCAUGAACGAUCUCCUUAUUGUUCGUAGUGAGGACUACGACACACCAGCAUCUCCAGGAUCUCUCGACACCGAAGACUCACUCGAUCAAAGGGACGUUGUUGCAGUUAUUAGCCCACUUCCCCAAAUGGGUGACGAGUCGGCCGAAAUCGUGAUGGAAGAUGGAUCGACUUGGGAGUCGAGUUUGAUGGCCAACGGCUCAUAUGAGUUCAUUGGAGUUGACGAGCGAGGACGAAUCAGUACGGCACGAUGGGUCAAGAAGACCUCGACGCCAACAUCCCACAUGCCUAGGAAUAAUGGAGAACAAACACCGCCACCGAGCCCUUUACCCGCGGAAGUCAAGUGGACAUUCAGUAUGAUACAUCCCGAUACAAGACGGCAUCCCAUCAUGGGCUCCCUCAUGUCAAAUACGCUGGACGUCUUUGACACUUAUAAUACCAUGUCGACCUCAAGCGGUCGUUAUCCUCCAACUCGAAACACGCCACUAGACUCUAAGCUUGCCAGUGACUGGAUCGUCUCGAAUCCACCUGAAAUUCAGUCACGAUUGACAAAAGUGGUCCCAGAAGAUAUCAAACUUCUGAUGGUUGCAACCGCAUCUUGGAUCAACCUGCGACAAAGUGGGUUGCCAGUAUCGGGAAUCUGCAGGACACCCUCAACGUUACAAAAACGCACACUUAGCAAUGGUGGCCCGCAGAGAGCUCAGACGUUCCCUGCUCGCCCAAGCCUUUCUCUUGUUAACCCUUCCCAUCAAUUACCGCAUGCCAACACGAGUCCGGCAAGUAGUUCUUUGGACAGUUGCACAUCGGACAUGCCCGCGCGUCGAAGGUCGGUGUCUUACAAUGCCGGGUUUGUCAAGCGGUUUGUGACGCCGCGUGUCAGCGAGGAUGGAAGACCUCCGUUAGAGACCCUCGAUAUCAAGUCAGACAGGCCACCGACAAGACGUGUGAGCAUUAGUGUGCGAAAUUUUGCAGACAAGAUAUUCCGCCGGAGAAGCAACUCCCAUGCGCAGGCUGAAGAUAUAUAUGGACCCAAGUUCGAAUAUUGA
Molecule: messenger RNA, 1698 nt
Organism: Fusarium redolens
Lineage: Eukaryota; Fungi; Ascomycota; Sordariomycetes; Hypocreales; Nectriaceae
Exons: 1
Coding region: 1-1698 (565 amino acids)
Source: RefSeq, a predicted model, not a curated record